CCAGACAACCAGGAAAGCAGCAGUCUGGUCAACCCCAAGACCCGAACCCACACAACCCCAACUGAGAAAAGAGAGGAAACGAUAGAGAGAGAGAGACAGAGAGAGAGAGAUAGAUAGAGAGAGAGAGAGAUAGAUCAGAGAGACGAGACUAGAGAUAGCAGAUAGUCGAGAUAGACUAUCAUAUAGCUCGAUCUCUAUAUUAUCGCUCCUCUCUCUAUGCUUCACGCUCUCUUAGGCCGUAGCUACGACUCAGAGAUAGAGCAUGAGACGGCAUCUGUGUGAUGAGCUGCAGCUCGAAUUAGAAUGCUCAGAUACUACUCCCGGACCAGUGACCUCCAUCACUUAAGGAGAACCUAAUGGAAGAAAUCUAGAAACGCCAUAGAGACCAACUGGAGAGAGUUGCCUGGGGUUGUAUUGAAAUCUGGAUUGUCUGUAAAGUGGUGUUUGACUUUGGUUCUGUGGCUCUGAGAGACAACGGGAGAUCUGAGAAAAAGUUUUGGGGAGUUCUGUGUUUCACCCUGCCAACAGUAUUACCUGUGUGUGGAAACACUGUGUUACGAGACUGCUACAGGUGUUCUGAAGUGGACAAAAUAGUGGCCAAAGAAAAGAAGGACAGAAAGAGGACAGAUAAAUAGAAAGGAAAGAAAGCUAUACAUUUAGAAAGAAAUAAAGAAGUAAACAGAAAGUAAGCGAGAGAAAAACAAAGCUAGAGACAGACAAAAACAGAUAGACAAAAAGACAGGAUGGCAAACUCGGGUUUCCAGUUACUGGGUUACUUCCUGGCGUUGGGAGGUUGGAUAGGCAUCAUCUCCACCACGGCUCUGCCCCAGUGGAAGCAGUCUUCGUACGCGGGCGACGCCAUCAUCACGGCCGUGGGGCUCUAUGAGGGCCUGUGGAUGAGCUGUGCCUCCCAGAGUACAGGACAGGUGCAGUGCAAGGUGUUUGACUCCAUGUUGUCACUGGAUGGUGAGUAGGACAUCGCAACGAUCACUCAUACACUUGUGACCUGUCAUUAUCUCGCUUUCUAUCCCUAACCCAACUUCAAACGUUCUAUCUUCUCUAGAGAGCGGGAGAGGGACGGAAGGAAGAAGGGGGAAGAAGGGAAACAAAAGGAACAGACCUAGAGAGGUAGAGAGAGCGAGACAAGAGAGAGAGAGAGAGAGAAGGAGAGAGAGAGAGAAAGAGAAGAGAGAGAAGAGAAAGGAGAGAGAGAUCUAUCUCUCUCUCUCUCUCGCUCCUCUCUUUCUCUCUCUCUCUCUCUCUCUCUCUCUCUCUCUCUCUCUCUCUCUCUCUCUCUCUCUCUCUCUCACUGCCAUAGUUUGAAUAAAAAUGUCAUCCAAAGCAGUCUUAGAUGCCUGUGUAUGGACAGUUAUGUAUCUGUCAGUGGUUGGUCAUUAUGUUAUGAGAUGCCUUAUAGCUGUUGAUUCUCAUAUAACAUAUCUGUUUACCCAAUUCCCAACAUGGGCCAUUAACUGGGUUGAUUUAUAGAGGGUAGUGUUUUGUAGAAACAUCAUGAUCAAAUUAUCCAUUGGACUAUUUGUAUGAUUCAGAAACUGAAUGCAUAAACAGUUGAUAAAACAAUCUAACUAAUACAACUGUCUGGAACACAUUAAAGUCAGGCAUAAAUCUAUCAGAUAAAAAGUGCUGCUGUUGGCAUGUUUAAUUAAGAGAGGGAGGGCGGGAGGGAGGGGUGAGAAAGACAGAGAAAGAGGAAGAGGCAGAGGGAGAGAAAGAGAGAGAGGGUGAGAGGGAGCGAGAAAGAAAGAGAGAGCAGGAGAGAGGGAGAGAGGGAGAGAGGGAGGGAGGGAGAGAGGAAUGUGGGGUUCAGGCAUAAAUUAGCCCUGAAUAUAAGGUUCCUGUCAUCUCCAAUCUGUUUAGCAUAGACCUACUGACUCAUAAUUAAUGGCAGGCAGAUUACAUGAAUUCACACAUCUAUUGUCUCCACUGAUUACCCCAUUAGGGUAAUGAAAAGCUGGGGGAGGACUUGGUCAAAUAAUUUGUCUGUAAAUCAGAAUGGUUGUCGUCCUUUGGAGUUUUCUGUUUUUCUUUGUGGUUUGUUAAGAAACAUGGAUACCCAUGUUAAUCCCUGUGACGCACACCGCCCCAAAAAAACAAUCAGGCUAACAUUUGGCCGCUGUGCAAUUCAUUAUAUAUAAAAUGUAAAUGUAAUUAUAUCAAAACAUUUUCUGUGGCUUUUUCUGCGAGGGGUGAGCUGGAGCUCGCGUCUCCUUUAGCUCAUCGGCGUAAUAAAAACAGAGUAUUGUCCCUGUGAUGAAUAGUGGUUGUUUGGAGAAGAAAAGCCCAGUGUUGAGCCAAACACCAGAGAUAUUCUCAGAAUGUGCUCUGUCUUCCCCCCACACACGCAUUGUUCCUGUCCGGCCCUAACACACCCUGUGUGUGUGUUUGUCUUAGUGGAAAACGAGCGAGUGAGAGCAAACAGCAUAACACACUUUGGUACCAACUUUUGAAAAGUUUACCCCUUGUUAUACUAGCAUGGUUUCUGCUACUUGUUGCUGUCUGGUCAAGCAAGGCAUGUUGUUGAGUGUAGGUCGGGUAACCGGGCUAAGAGAUUAAACCACUGAACUGUACCAUUUGGCACGUACUCACUCUAUUCCACUGUUGAGUGAACUCAAAGUCUUACCAACAUCUCUUCCUGUUAUGGUAUGUUCAGACUCAGUACUGGUCUUGGAUGCAAGGUGUGUGUAUGUGUGUGUGUGUGUGUGUGUGUGUGUGCUGAAGCGUUUGUACUGGAGUUGAACGUCUGUUGUGUGUGUUUAGCAGUUCCUGCAGGUGCCUUUCAUAUUGUGCUAAAUGAACCCUUCUCCUUCACUACACAGCAUGAGGAACAUGUGAUGAGGGCUAAUUGUUCACCAGACUGUGUUGUUGGAGUGUACCAAAGCACUGCAGUGGAAGCUGAUGGACUUUUUUCAGAUAUCUGAUUAAUUGGCAAUUCAUUUUCAAAACCUGUGACAAUGUAAAAAUGUUUUAUCAAAGCUGUGAGAAGCUGUUCUGAGAGGCUUUUGACUAUGUCUGGACACUAGAAUGACAAAAAGAAGGAUACUACUCCCUGUACAGACACUACAGUUCCUGAGGAAUCUAGAGUUUUUUUUUUACACUGUCUUAUCCUGCUUUGUUUCAUUCUAGUCUGAACAGUGGUGCUGAAAGAACAGUUAUUCUACUUGUUGCUGUCUCAGAGUCUCAGAGGCAGAUACUGCCUGGUAUUCGUCACAACCCACCCUAGCUCUCAGUUCUCUGGGCUCUGCAGUGAAUGAAACCUCUGUACUGCAUUAGGCAGUGUACAAUACCACACCAGUACUGGUGCUAUACAGGACACAACAGGGUCAAUAUACAAUAUAGGUAGAUUUUAGCCAACUUUAGAGAUGGAUGCCAUAUUGCUGCUUCUGCUUCUGAUGAUAUCGCUGAGCUGUUAUUUGUCAAGAUUUUUCAGGAGAUGCUAAAAUGGCUGCCUUGGAAUCAUGUUAUGUCACAUCAUGCUUUUUGGAUGACAGAAUAAUGGCCAACCUCUCUCUAUCUGGCUCUGGGGAAAAUAAAGCAAAUAAAUCCAGGUCCACUGUACAGCUAGGUUACUAUACUACUGUUACAUGAGUGGAACUGUUUUGCCAGGUUUGAGGACCAGGGUAUCCCUUUGAGGUGAACAUCAAAGAAGGUUCUCUUUUCUUGACAGCUUAGUGUUAAAUACUGUCCAAGUCGUAGAGCACUCUCUCCUACAGCCUUAUAAAUACACAGACUUUGGUAUGGUCGGAGAUUUAGAAUCCCCUGGCAGUGGACUCCAUAUUGGCACAAUUAUAUAUAUAUUGACAUCAAAGAUAUUGACAUUAUUUUAUAGGUAAACAUUUGAACUGUCAAGGAAUGUUUGGUGGCAACAUGGAGGAUAUUCUGGAUAUUACAGUGGAAUAUCUGACCCCCAGCCCACACAGGCUGAUGAGAUGGUGGAUGGUCUGAUGUUCCCCCCUCCCAUCACACCAUGCUCCCAUCCCUUGUUAUCCUGCUGGCCAUUGUGAGGUCAUCAGUAGAGAGCAGCUAUGUACUUGCACACAUUGUUCAUCUCCUUCUCCCUCUCUCUCUCCCUCUCUCUCUCUCUCUCUCUCUUCUCUCUCUCUCUCUCUCUCUCUCUCUCUCUCUCCAGUAGCUUGCUGUCUCUCUUUCCAGUAUCCCUCUCUCUCUCUGUCUAUAGCUGAGUGUGGUUUUGUUUCUUGCCAACUGGACAGGAGUGCUGAUAUGGCCCUUUGGUGCUGUAGAUGUAAAAUAUGCUUCUGAAGCUGAAGGCUCACGUGACAAUCUUCAUCCAUAUAUCAGUGCCCAUAAGCUUAUUCUACACUAUUCCACAAAGCUUGUGUCACACUGACAUUUACAUUAAUAGAAUGAAGGUAGAGUUGUUGGAAUGGUUUUCUGUUUUAAUGGAGUGGGCAAACCAAUGUUACGUAUGAAGUCCCAAGUCAUCUCACAAAGGACAAUAUCCAUCGUCCACACACACACACACACACACACACACACACACACACACACACACACACACACACACACACACACACACACACACACACACACACACACACACACACACACACACACACACACACACACACACACACACACACACACACACAACACACACACACACACACACACACACACACACACACACACACACACACACACACACACACACACACACACACACACACACACACACACACACACACACACACACACACACACACACACACACACACACACAUACAGCUUGUGCCUGGCACUACCAGCCUUGACAGGGGGUAGAGUAUAGUGGGAGGAACACACACACACACGCCCUUGACUCCUCUGUUAUUCCGUUGAUCAGAGUGGUGCCCUGUACGAUCAGCCCAAACAGGAUGAAAGAGAGAAUGGAGAAAGAGAAAAUAAAACCUCUUUCUCUCAUAAACCAUUAAAAUUCUCCUUCAAACAGAUCCUGCCACACAUAAAUCAAACUUCAAAGCCCAUCCGCCCAUCACUAGCCCUUUCAGAUCAGGUUCUAAGAUGUGAUUUAUUGCUAAACUAUGAAUGUGUGAGUGUGUUUUCCCAUCAAUGUAAAUUAUGACUUAAGUUUGUUGGAUAGACUAUUGUUCUCCAGUUGUAUUUGAUGUACCUUUUCUCACACUGUCAAUGUCAGUAUUCAAUUAUACUAUGUAGUUCUCCUAUUCUAUUCUAUUCUGUUCUAUUCUAUUCUAAUGUGUAAUAAUUUGGUCUGCUGUUAGAUUAUAGUCCCGUGUAGCUCAGUUGGUAGAGCAGGCACUUGCAACACCAGGGUUGUGGGUUUGAGUCCCACAGGGGACUAGUAUGAAGAAAGUAUGAAAAUAUAUGCACUUGCUACUGUAAGUUGCUCUGGAUAAGAGUGUCUCCUGAUUGACUAAAAUGUCAAUUAUUGUCUGUGGUUGUAGUAUUGUGCUGUGGUUUUCUUGUGUGAUGUUUAGGCAUUGGAAGGGCUAUACCAGUGGCAAAUGAAUGUAGUCUUUUAUAUUGUUGUAGCUUAAUUUGUUGGCAACACUGUAGAAAUGUGUAAUUUGUGAAGAUAUAGAUAUGUGUUGCUGUUUUCAUGGUUAAUGCACGUGGAUUAUGGUGUGAGAGAGUGUUAAUCUAACAUUGAGCUGUGAACUAGAUAAAAAAUGUUGGUGUAGUGUCUGCAGUUUGUAAGGUCUUGGUGAGUAUAUUAAUGCAGUAUUAGCGUUGUACUGGUGUUGUUUUCACAUUGUGUUAGUGUAGUUUCUGUUGUCAGGGCUGCUGUGUGAGUGUGUGUUGCAGGCCGCAGUGUCUGAUCACUGUGGCGACAGCCCUGUGAAAACAAUCCCGCUUUGUGACAAAGCUACACUAAUCCCACUGUCUGAAACAUGUAAAACGGGCCCUCCUACAGUGUGUGUGACAGAAAAUGAGUAUGUACUGUAUGUUUGUGUAUGUAUGUUUGUGUGUGUACGUUGUGUCCUCCUACAGAAUGUAUCCGUAUGUUAUGUAUUUGUGUGUGUGUGUGUGUGUGUGUGUGUGAGUGAGUGAGUGAGUGAGUAAAUAUGUAAAAUGUCCCGCCCACUGAGUUAUGUGUGGGUUAUCCAUGGAAUUCUGAGCGAUGAAACCCCUGUGGAUUAAUUUUGAAUGAUUGAGAGUGACAGUUAACCUCUAUGGGAUCGGUGUCCCGUAUACGGGAUGGUUGAGCUAACGUGCGCUAAUGUGAUUAGCAUGACUGUUGUAAGUAACAGCAAACUUUCCAGGACAUAGACAUGUCUUAAAUGGGCAGAAAGCUUACAUUCUUGUUAAUCUAACUGCACUGUUUACAGUAGCUAUUACAGUGAAAUAAUACCAUGCUAUUGUUUGAGGAGAGUGCACAACAACAAAAAACUUAUCACGGCAACUGGUUUGAUAUAUUCACCUCUGAAGGUAAAUAAUGUACUUACAUUCAGUAAUCUUGCUCUGAUUUGUCAUCCUAAGGGUCCCAGAGAUAAAAUGUAGCAUAGAUUUGUUUGAUAAAAUAAAUGUUUAUAUUCAAAUGUAGGAACUGGGCUCUACAGUUUGAACCCCUGCUGUUUCUGGCUCCACACACACCCCACCCGGCCAUCUAGAUGUGUGAAAGUUAGUGUAUAAGCUAAUGAUCCAUCAUGUAUGACAUUCCUGGGAGUGUGUAAACUUACAUUUUUUAUUACCAUAUCAUUUUUGUAUGUUCUCUAUAGUUAUGUACUUUAAAAUGUAUCAAUUGACCAAUUCGGCACAUUUGGGCAGACUUGAUACAAAAUAGUCCAGUUUCGCAAUGCUUCACUGGAUCAAUCUGAAACUUUGCACACGCACUGCUGCCAUCUAGUGGCCAAAAUCUAAAUUGCGCCUAAAUUGCAAUAUUAUAUUGUGGCCUUUCUCUUGCAUUUCAAAGAUUAUAAAAAAUAAUAAUAAUAGAAAACGCAUGUUUUUUUGUUUGUAUUAUCUUUUACCAGAUCUAAUGUGUUAUAUUCUCCUACAUUAAUUUCAAAUUUCCACAAUCUUCAAAGUGUUUCCUUUCAAAUGGUAUCAAGAAUAUGCAUAUCCUUGCUUCAGGUCCUGAGCUACAGGCAGUUAGAUUUGGGUAUGUCAUUUAGAUCCUUAAGAGGUCUAAGACUGACGUUAUUAUCCCAUUCUGUAACAUGGAAGUGGAAACAUAAUGAGUUCUUAAAGAGAGAGAGAGAGAGAGAGAGAGAGUGUGUGUGAGAGAGAGAGAGAGAGAGAGAGAGAGAGAGAGCGAGAGAGAGAAGAGAGAGAGAGAGAGAGAGAAAGAUAGAGAGAAAGACAGAGAGAACAAUAGGGAGAUAAGAGAGAAAGAAAGAGUCAGAUAGAAAGAGAGAGGGAGAAAGAAUAAAGAUGUGGAGAAUGUGUAUCUUUGUUGUCUCCAGUUUUGUGUUCAAAAGUUGUAUUGUCUUAAGAAGUUGAUUUAUGAUUUCACAUUGAUUUACAAUGUGGUGGUUGUGUUUUGAUUGGUUGGUUGCUUUUCCAAUUAUGUUUUGCACAGAAAUCUCUGUUCCACUCCUGUUCUGCCCCAAUUUAACCCCUGAUACUGAGAAAUCUAGACAUUGAAUAUACUCUGUGUGUAUAUAUUCUAUAUAAAUAUACCCAGUGUGUAGAUAUUAUAUAUAAAUAUACCCAGUGUGUAGAUAUUCUAUAUAAAUAUAACAGGCUGUGUGUAGAUAUUCUAUAUAAAUAUACCAGGCUGUGUGUAGAUAUUCUAUAUAAAUAUACCAGGCUGUGUAUAGAUAUUCUAUAUAAAUAUACCAGGCUGUGUGUAGAUAUUCUAUAUAAAUACUGUAUACCAGGCUGUGUGUAGAUAUUCUGUUUGUACCCUGUAGUCUCUCUGAUCUCCUUGCCAUCUGAAGCCCUAACAGACCCAUUCUGUUGUCCUCUCUCUUCCCCUCCUCUUUCUAUUUUUAUCAUUCCCUUGACCCUCUCAACCCUUUUUCCUCUUUAUGCCCUCCCUGCUACCACCCCACUCUUAUAUAUUCUGUCUGCUCCCCCCCCCCCCCCCCCCCCCCCCCCCCCCCCCCCCCCCCCCCCCCCCCCCCCCCACCCCCACCCCCCCCCACCCACAGUGCACAUCCAGACGUGUCGUGCUCUCAUGGUGGUGUCCGUGCUGUUGGGCUUCAUAGGAAUGAUAGUGAGUGUGGUGGGGAUGAAGUGCACUAAGGUGGGCGACAAUAACCCCACCUCCAAGGGGCUCAUCGCUGUGUCUGGAGGAGCCCUCUUUCUACUCACAGGUGAGACCAAUGUCAGGUGACCGUCAUGUGACUGUCAUGUGAUUAAAGAAACAAACAUAACUCUGGAGCAAGGGUGUGGGCACCUGCAUGAUAACACAUAUUUCCACUGUGUAAUGCUAGUAAUGUGACCACCAUACUGUGCUGCUUGCUGAUUUAUUAACCACCACAACACCCACAACUUAAAAGGCUAUUACAUUUACAUUUACAUUUUAGUAAUUUAGCAGACGCUCUUAUCCAGAGCGACUUACAUUUAGUGCAUACAUUUAUUUUUUUAUUUUUUUCAUACUGGCCCCCUGUGGGAAUCGAACCCACAACCCUGGCAUUGCAAAUGCCAUGCUCUACCAACUUUAUUAGAACAUGUAUAAUGGUAAAGUACCACUCCCUAAGCUAAAGGUUCAAGUACUACAGUGAGUUGUACUUAAGAGCGUGUUAUCUCUCUAUCAUUUAUGAGCAUUCACCAUCUUACUCUCACUUUUACUGUUUGAGUGGAACCAGUCUUUCAGGGCUCAUAUCUUGCAUUCUUCUGACCAGAAACUCUCACCAGCGGUCUUCUGGGUAAUAAGGGUCCCAACUGUAAACAGGAAGUGGUGAUUUUGGACACAUUAGCUCCCCUGACCUCAGAGACAACCAUGAGCCUGACAGAGAGAAAAACAACCUCAGAGUCAUUACACAGAGUGCUUUUACUGCUGCACUGUGUGUGUGUGUGUGUGUGUGUAUGAGUGCAUACGUUGUCUCUCUCUGCAGGUCUGUGUACGCUGGUGUCCGUGUCCUGGUACGCCACUCAGGUGUCCUAUCAGUUCUUCAACCCAAACACGCCGGUCAAUGCCAGGUAACCCUAUCACACUGGUCACACUCUGUAUCCACCACUCAGUUUCUCUCUGAAUAAUAUAUAUAAUGUCUAAUAGUACUGUAAAAACCAUAUUAAAGACAGAUUUGACCAUUUCCACUGCAGGUAUGAGUUUGGGUCAGCCCUGUUUGUGGGAUGGGCAGCGGCCAGCUUGACGGUUUUGGGUGGAUCCUUCCUGUGCUGCUCCUGCUCCAGUGAGGAGAGGCGAGGGCAGCAGUACUACCGCCAAUCACAACCAUCCACAGCCAGGGAGUACGUGUAAACCCACCCCCUCCCAGCAGCCACCCAAACAGAGAGCAGAGGCCACACUUUGCUCCUCCCCCUUUUCUCUUUAACUGAUGUGUAAAGCUCACAAACACUUGCACAUACACACACACACAGACACACACACACACACACACACACAUUCACACACAAGCACACAGUCUCCACCAAGUAUCCUUUGGAUUUUAGAAACUUUUAGGAAUUCAGAGGCUUUUAUAAUGACAUUGUAUAAUGCCAUUUAUUCUAUGGAACAUAUUCUUGAGCUGAAACUUUUAUAUUUUAUUGCAAUACUUGUCAUUGAGAGGAUGGUGAUUUUGCUCAAUUAUCCUUUUAAAGCGUUUUAUGUUAAUAAAAUCUGUCAUGUGGUGUAAAAGUCAUUAAACGUUACUAAACAGAUACUGGAUGUCAUCUGAAUUUGAUCCUAAGAUUUUUCAUUCAGUUAAUAAUUCUGUUUUUAUACUUUAUUAUAUAUGUGAAUGAAGCAAAACUGUUUGUAAAACAGUCUUACUCUUUGCACACUAAAAACUAAAACAGAACCGAUAAAGUAUUGCCAAAGUAAUUACUGUGUACAGGAGGCAUAGGGAUUUUUUUUAUGGCAGAAUGCCUGAAGGUAAAUUGUGGGACAAAUAUGAUAAAAUAAAAAAUACAAACAAAUACAGUUUUUUCGUGGCUUUGGCAGAAUGCCUAUGCUUCCUGGUUGGAGCUGUGUCUAUGUGUGUGUUGCGUUGUGUCUUUUAACACAUUUGAACAUUCCAAUCGAAUGUAGUUGAUGACAUCAUACAGGGCUGACAUUCCGAAUAGAACAGAAAUUCUUCUCUGAACUAUUUUUCUUGAAGUUUGAUAAGGUUUGGAUAAGCAGCAUUUAAUGAUGUCAUCAGUUCGAAUCAGAUAUACAGAAAAGGGUAAAAUAUGUGAGCUAAAAUAAAUGUUGUUUUAACGAGAGAGAGAUGCCCGUUAUUGCAUGCCUUAACAUCAUGUUCCAUUCGUUAACACAUCCAUGAAAGUCUACCCAAUACCCACCCUUCACAUGUUACAUACCUCAGAGACGGCACAGGCUAAGGACUACUGGCUGACCUCUUAUAAAAACACACUGUUAUAUUCAGUUAAACUCAUGGUUUUAUUCCUUGUGUGCUCUAAAGGCAAAUACUCUUAAAGAAAACGUUAAUUUUCAAUGGACAUUGAAAUUCUAUUUUAUACUACUCUAUUCUAUGCUAAAAUACUGUACUUUCAGUCACUCACUGAGCCUCUACUCAGGCCAUCUAGACCUCCUGAACCCCAACUCAACCCACACAUUUCUCUGCUUGAAUCCACCACCCACCACCCACCACCCCUGACUCUUCAUCGCUCUUCAUCAUUAUUCAUUUGGGUUAAAGGGUUGGUUAAUCGUGCUUCCGAUAACAGAACCAUUGAACUUUUCUAAGAACCUUUCCAUGCCCCCCGUUUUCUGGUCGUCUGGCCCCUCUUCUUAGUAAAGUCUUUGUGUAUGGAGUGUUCCAUUGUACUCAGAAUGCGGGUACAUAGGCCUGAAGGACAACCUCCACUUCUGCUAAAUGAAGGGGGGGGGGGGGGGGUUGACCAUUACAAGCCUGUCAACAGCAGAUGUCCUCUAAGAGUCAUUACCAAAUGACAAAUGUGACUGAACUAGCUAAAAGCCCAAAGAAAAUAAUUAAAUAUUUGUUAUGUUUUUAAAAACUUUGUGUGUACCUAAAGUAGGUCUUACUGAUCUGAAACAUCUAGUUACUUACUAGCCAUGACCUUUUUCUUAUUUUCUUUGCUUUUAAGUAUGUUUAAGUGUCUUCAAAAUGAACAAUAAAAUGUUGAACCACCAUCAACAGCAUUCUCCAGAAACGUUUCUUAUUUUUAAGACCUCAACUCCCAAACCUCAAAUGAAUAGGUAUAUAUCAACAAUAAGCCAAGAGUUCCUAGCUGUCAGAUAACACGUUUCUGGUUUCAACAAGACCGGUUUCUUUAUUCAAUGUAAGAGAAAGAUUAGGCAACUAGUUGGAAACCUGGAAAGGUUUUGUGUCUAACACCCCGCUUUAUGGUUCAUAAAACAUUGUCCUUCAUAGGCUUUUAUUAAGAAUAAAAACAUAAAAACAUAAAAACAAAACAAAACCAACCAUCAUAAACCCAACACAUUUCGACAUAAUAUCUGAUCAAUUCCAUGCCAUAGAACACAUUACAUUACAAAUGAUCUGUGUGCUGUGACUCAUCAGCAUCCACCAAUUUCUCCAUCCUUAACCCUUAAUUUAGGUUCAACAACCUUUCUCUUUCAAAAACACUUCAACCAUCUUCACUCAGUAACUAACCACAGAGCUAGCACAGCCUAACUAGCAUGCACCUCUUCACAUCUAGCGCAGCCUGGCUAGCUAGCACCUCUUCUCAUUUUUCCUUACCUAGCAUGUAACAUCAAGCACUCAUUCACUCACUAACACCAGAGAGCUUCCUGUAUCUGUGAAUCAGUGAGGUCUUGAUGUGUGUCUCUCUCUCCCCUCUCGUCUCGUCUCCUCUAAUGCUGUUCUUCUCUGCCUGUCUUCUUCUCUUCCCUAAUUCAGGGCAGAGUUGUUGAGUGAGACUAGUUUCCCUGACUGACCACCCCCUGCCUGUCCCCCAGGACUGUCCGAGUUCCGCUCACUGUCUCCCCUUUUCCUGUUCCUUCCUAGAUUCAAAAUUUGGACCCUUGUCUCUCCGCUAUAGUUUAUGUCGCUCCCUCUCUGCCCCCCCCCCCCCCCCCCCCACCAACCCCACACCCCCUUCCUAAAUGUCUGCACCUUAUCAGUGUCUGAUAUUAAGGGUCAACACAAUGUCCGCCACCCCUUUAAGAGCUUGCCUCUUCCGUUCCCCCACCCCCACCCCCUGAGCCUGUUUGUAAAUAUAGACUCUUAAAGGAGAAGUGUGGUUAGGUGGUUAGACCCUUAAGACUAGAGGGGCGGUAUUUCACUGUAUUUCAGCCUGUGAACCCUUUACUAGAAAGUCCAUGAUAUCCUUUUAUCUGUUAUUGACUGAACUUUAACUGUAUGAGUGAGACUUGUAUUGUCAUUAUAUUAUGUUGAUUUCUGCUUCACUAAUAUCCUGUGAUUUCUGGGUUGGUAGAAAUGUGCAUUUUGGUUUUGUUCUCUGAGUAUACAAGUGUACAUUUACUGAAACAUGUUUUUUCUUUUAAAUUGCAGACAAAAUGUUAAACAUUCCCCACCAGAGAAAAAGGAGGAAUACUUGUAGUUUGGGUGACUCCUUUGGCCCCACGAUGUGUUAGAUUUUUGGCAACAGGCAAGACACUGUCUAACACAAACAGACAAGAUACUCUCUCUAAGAAAACAGAAGCAGACAAGACAUUCUCAAUAGAAAACAGAAGCAGACAAGACAUUCUCAAUAGAAAACAGAAGCAGACAAGACACUCUCAAUAGAAAAAAGACACUCUCAGAAAGCAAACAAAAUAAACUCAGAAUACACUUUUGAAGUAAUACAUCUGCAGACCAACCCUAAUGGGUAGCUAGUAUUUUACAAUUCUUAAAGAUGCCCAUGUGUUAAAUGUUUAUCAAUGUAUUUUUGAAUCAGUUUUGUACACAAGCAAUAUUAAAGGGUAUUCUGCACAGGUAUUAUCUGUGCUCACAUAUGACAAAUAACUGCUAUUUGGAUAACUGAAAGCGAGUGAACCUGAAUCUGUAAUUCUGUCUGUUUGUAGUCUGUCUUUAGUUUCUGUGAGAGGAAGUCAUUCAGGGUGUGUUUAUAGAACAUAGAAUACAGAAGUGCUCAGGUGUAUAUACCACCACCUCCAGCCUUUCUACUACAUAUUCUCCACUGCAGUGCCUUCUAACAUGCGUGUUUGUGUGUAUGUUUUUGACUGUUAUACACAGAUCCCACAGUGUCACAUCCUACAUGGACAUAUUUUGUCAAAAGUGUCCGUGGGCAUGUCUUUUUCUCUUGCAUGAAAUGUACCAUUCAGACAAACUGUUGCAUGUAGUUUUAUCUUUGAACAUGGAUGUGUACUGUACUGUAGCUAGUAUACCACUUAUAAAAACAACAGAAAGAGAGAUUCCUAAAUGUCCCUAACUGAUGAGAAGGAUGGCACACCUUGUAAAAGCUGUUUGGAAGUGGUACAUGUAGCCCAGAUUGAGGAUAUUACUAUACAUGCAUUCGAUUUAGUUAAGUGCCAAUAUGAUUUAGUGUGGAUGGAAGAUGUGUUUUGUUAUUGACUAUGGCGAAUUUUCUGUACUCCGGGUGCUGAAAGCACUGUCUCCUGUACAGGUCCUUUCCUUAGUAAUGGCCAGUUUGCUGAAUGUAAUCAGGUCAAAUGUGUUUUUCUGUUGCCUACAUUUAUUUACCAUGCGUUUUCUUCAUCUAAUAUUCACUAUUAUUAUUUGAUGUAUCAUUUCAUUUAAAGUAUACUCGUGUAUGUUUAUUUUAGAAUAAAGUAAGCGUAUAAAAA
Molecule: messenger RNA, 13792 nt
Organism: Coregonus sp. 'balchen'
Lineage: Eukaryota; Metazoa; Chordata; Actinopteri; Salmoniformes; Salmonidae
Source: the annotation of a GenBank genome assembly